Messenger RNA from Phycodurus eques (leafy seadragon), 1020 nucleotides. It is a transcript of the gene rnaset2l, whose product is annotated as ribonuclease T2, like. Gene Ontology annotation, molecular function: RNA binding; ribonuclease T2 activity. The transcript is spliced from 9 exons. The record is from RefSeq and is a predicted model, not a curated record. The coding region runs from base 104 to 913 and encodes 269 amino acids. Gene Ontology annotation, biological process: RNA catabolic process. Lineage: Eukaryota; Metazoa; Chordata; Actinopteri; Syngnathiformes; Syngnathidae. Gene Ontology annotation, cellular component: extracellular region.
CACACAAACGUUUCACUUCUGUUUUUUUGUUGCUGCCAAGUGAGACGAGCGGGCCACAGUGCAGCGCGACGCCGGCACCUCGCACCUUUCUGGGCUCUCGAAGAUGGCUCGCUGGCCGCCGCCCCUGCUGGCCUGCGCCGGCGCCGCGGCUCUGCUGUGCGGCGCGGCCGCCGCGUACGGGCGCGACGGCACCGACAAGACGUUUUGCUCGUGGACGUACGUCGUCUUCACGCUGCAGUGGCCCGCCGGCUUCUGCCAGUCUUUGGACAACGUUUCCCUCUGCACCGUUCCCGAGCGCGUGAACGGCUGGGUGAUCCACGGCCUGUGGCCAACGAAGGUGCAGAGGUGCUGCGACUGCUGGCCCGUGUUCCCGUCCGACGUCCAGGAGCUGCGAGAGGCGCUGGAGGAAACGUGGCCCUCUUUGUUGAUCAGUCGAUCCGCCUUCCACUUCUGGAAGGACGAGUGGGAGAAACACGGCGCGUGUGCGGCAUGCGUGGAAGGUCUGAACUCUCCGCUCAGAUAUUUCCAGACGUGCCUGAAACUGAGACAACGCUUCGCCAUGGACAAAGCGCUGGACGCCGCUGGCAUCAGGCCAUCCUGCCAACGACCUUACAAGCUGGCCGAGGUGCUGGACGCGCUGCUUCCGCUCAUCGGCGACAAGUCUGAAAUUCAGUGCGUCAAAGACCACAAGAUGAAGAAACCAACCUCUCGCUCACUCUUUCAGGAGCGUGAGGUUUGGUUUCAGGUGAAGAUCCGUCUGUCUCGCAACCUUACCGUCGGCUGCGAUCGCCACGGCGACGACGCCGACGACGUCUGGGAGCGAGGCGCCUCCAAAGGUCACCCCUGCCCGGCCCAGGGGACCUUCUACUUCUUCCCCAUCGACCACCAGCGCCCGAUGCAACCCUGCGGGUGACGUUCCGACAUCUCCGCUUCGACGUCCCCCCUUCGACUUCUCCGCUUCGACGUCACCGCUACGGCAUCUCCGCUACGAUGUCAGAAUAAAAGAAAAUGAGUUCAAAA